AUGCGGAAUCAUAUGGCAGCUGGGUGGUUUUACUCACCCGAGCAGAUCGCACGCUAUCUCUUGACACGACCUACGAGUCUCAAGCCGCCGAAGACAAAGCUUCGGAAUCCAGUAGCAGUCCUGCGUGAGCUAGAUCGCCACCAAUGGCUCAUGUUCACAGUGGGCCUGCUGGGUUGGACUUGGGAUGCGUUUGACUUCUUUACGGUAUCGCUCUGCGUCACCGAAAUCGCUACAGAAUUCAAGGAAUCGAACGCAGCUGUAUCAUGGGGCAUUACUGUGACCCUAAUGCUUCGUUCCGUCGGCGCCCUGAUAUUCGGGGGCUUGUCUGACCGGUAUGGUAGAAAAUGGCCGAUGAUCAUCAACUUGGGACUAUUCAUUGUGCUAGAGCUGGCGUCGGGAUUUGCACAGAAUCUUUCGCAAUUCCUAGCUAUUCGAUCUCUCUACGGCAUCGCCAUGGGCGGGUUGUUUGGGCCCGCGGCAGCAACUGCACUUGAGGAUAUGCCGUACGAUGCACGCGGCAUACUCUCAGGCAUAUAUCAACAGGGAUAUGCUCUCGGUUACUUGCUGGCAGCCAUAUUCUAUCGGGCUCUUGUUCCGACUACAACUCAUGGAUGGAGGUCUCUUUUCUGGUUCGGUGCUGGCCCGCCUGUUUUCAUCAUUGCGUUUCGGUGGUACUUGCCUGAGACCAAUACAUUCCAGGUCAUGAAAGCUGAAAGAGAAGCUACCGCGGUUCGAAAUAAUAGAGGGGCUGUCGUUUCAGGUGCUCGGGUCUGGUUCAAGGAACUGGGUACGGCCAUCAAAUCGAACUGGUUCCUUUUUAUCUACAUGGUCGUCUUGAUGACUGGCUUCAACUCCUGCAGCCACGGCAGUCAAGAUUUGUAUCCGACAUUCCUGAAGAACCAGGUUGGUCUUGGUGCCACAGAUGUGACGGUUAUCAGUGUGGUCGGGCAGAUUGGAGCUUUCAUUGGUGGUAGCACCGUAGGCUACAUCUCGACGUUCUUUGGCCGGCGGCUCACCAUGAUCGUGGCUUGUAUCUUUGGCAGUGUUAUACUGCCAGCAUAUGUAAUACCGCAUUCGACAAAGCUCAUAGCCAGCGCCUUCUUCCUUCAAAUCUGGGUUGGAGGCGUCUGGGGACCAAUUCCAAUCCAUCUCAGCGAGCUUUCGCCCCCAGCACUGCGGACCACCGCGGUCGGCUUGACAUAUCAGCUCGGAAACUUGGCAUCAUCUGCCUCAGCUACAAUCCAGGCCACUAUCGGCGAGGAGUUCCCGCUGCCGCCGGCCAACGGGGUUGAGCGGUACGACUACGGCAGGGUGAUCGGCAUCUUUAUGGGCGCCGUCUGGGUGUAUAUGCUCCUAUUCCUGUUCCUGGGGCCAGAAAUGAGCGAGGCAGAGAGGGCGGAGUACGGUGCUGCUGCUGAUCACAUUGAGACGCUGAGGAAGGAGGGUGUGAGUCUGGCAGACAUAGGAGCGCAACGGGCCAAAACGGCAGCAGACAUGGCUGAAGAACCAGAGGUGGUAACAAGGGAGAAGAAACCUGUGGAUGUUGAACACAUCGAAUGA
Neoarthrinium moseri is the source of this 1560-nucleotide messenger RNA. RefSeq lists its product as uncharacterized. The transcript has 3 exons. Gene Ontology annotation, molecular function: secondary active monocarboxylate transmembrane transporter activity. Gene Ontology annotation, biological process: plasma membrane lactate transport. NCBI's taxonomy places the organism in Eukaryota, Fungi, Ascomycota, Sordariomycetes, Amphisphaeriales, Apiosporaceae. The coding region runs from base 1 to 1560 and encodes 519 amino acids. Gene Ontology annotation, cellular component: plasma membrane. The record is from RefSeq and is a predicted model, not a curated record.